CAGUGACAGCAGUGCAGAUUUGUGUUUAUCUCUGUGUUUAUGACACUCUGGUGCAGAAAUUUAAUGACAGGCAGCUUGUUCUUCUCAACGAAACAGAUAUUUACCACGUAACCCGCCCUUGGAGGAACAUAUGAUCAAGGUUUGAAGGACCUGCGGAGAAAAUGAGUCGAAGCCGGAACCCUCCGCAGAAGGGCCAGGGGGCCGCCAAGGCCAAACAGAUGGGACUGCUGCUGGAUUUGGCUCCUGACGGCGGGCUGGAUGACUCUGGAGGAAAUGAUGAGGAGCUGGAGGUGGAGCUUCUGGCAUUGAUGGGAGGAGGAGGGAGGAGCGGACCAGCAGGCAAAAGACCUGGAGGAAAAGCUCCGGUGCCCAUGGAGGACAUUGAACGGAUGGCAGCGCUUUGUAUGAAAGACCUGGACGAGGAAGGAGAUGACGAUGGUGAUUUGGAGAACGACGCUGAUCUCUUGGCCGAAUUGAAUGAGGUUCUGGAAGACGAUGAGGAGCAAGUGGUCAGGAAACCUCCUCCGUCACCGGUGCCUCCUCAACGCUCGAAUGCAGUGCCCGCAUCCCAGAAUGCACCUGACAGCCUGGAGGCUCGCCUGCAAGAGCGCUUGGACAUGUACCAAACGGCCAUUACCAACGCCAAGGCCGUGGGGGAGACCAGCAAAGCACGGCGAUACGACCGCGGACUGAAGACUCUACAGUCUAUGCUGACGUCAGUUAAAAAGGGGAAGCCCAUCAAUGAAGAUGAGAUUCCUCCUCCUGUGGCCACUGGUGGAAAACCCUCCGCUGCUCCGCAGGCUGAGCCAAUCACAGAGCAAGAAAAACCUGCUCCAGCAAACACGCCACCGCAGACGGCCAACGUCAAGCCAGUUGCUCCAUCCAAACCUCAGCUGCUACAGCCUCCGUCACAGAGAGCGAUGGCCGUGACGCCAGAUACACCAGCCAUAUCACCCCUGACACCCGGCCAGCCCAGCGCUCAGCACUCAGAGCUCAAAGCGAGUAUAUUAAGCAGACAGAGAGAGUAUAAGCUGGCAGCCUUAAAGGCCAAACAGAGCGGAAACACUGAACAAGCCAAACAACUCUACCAAGUGUCCAAGAGAUUAGACUCAGUGGUGGAGAGUGUUGACAGAGGGGAGAUUGUGGACAUCAGCUCACUGCCGCCCCCUCCUGGAGAGGUUGAAGUGCCCCGCUCUAACCCUCCCCAGCUGUCCUCUAAACCAGCCGCCCCUCCUGCUGCCCCCACUGCUGCCCCAGACACAGCUCUCUCUGCUCCCCGGAGCGUCGCCGAGGCCUUACAGCAGCGCAUGGACAAAUACAGAGAAGCGGCUGAGAGCGCCAAGAGCAAAGGAGAUGACCGCAAAGCUCGCAUGCACCAGCGCAUAAUCAAGCAAUAUCAAGACGCCAUUAAAGCUCAUAAAGCUGGACGGCCUGUGAAUUUGGCAGACCUUCCUGUUCCACCAGGUUGUCCUCCGCUGCAGGGCACUGAGGGCGGCGAACAGAAUUUUAUGGGUGUCCUGGAGACAGCCAUGAAGCUGGCCAAUCAGGACGCAGAUGCCGACGCAGACGAAGAACCACAGAAGCCAUCAGCUCAGCCUGCCGUUCAGAAAUCCAGAGCUCCCGCUCCUCCGAAAUCCUCGUCGGCUGCAGGGACGCCCACCGGCUCCACCAACGCCUCCAAACUAGGAGGGAAAGCCCAGCAGCAGCUGAAUUUCCUGACGAUGCGCAGGCAGCAGUUCGUGAAGGCUGCGCUGCGCUCUAAAGAGAUGAAGGACAUGCAGGGAGCCACUCAGCACUUGAGACACGCCAAAGGCCUCGAGCCCAUGAUCUCUGCCGCCAAGGCCGGACUUCCUGUUGACAUCACCAAGGUGCCGGCCGCUCCGGUCAGUGAGGACGACUACAGACUGUCUCAUUCACGCUCGUCUGCCCUCUCUCCGCACUCAUCUGAGCAGUACACACAACUGAUGGUGCAGCUCAAACAGCAGCAUGAGAAAUGCCUGGUGUACUCGCAGCAAUUCACUCAUAUGGGGAAUGUAGCAGAAACUGCCAGGUUUGAGAAGCUGGCUGAGGAAUGCAUGAGUAAUAUUGAAGUGCUGAAGAAAGCUCACGCUAAAGGAAGAUCAGUUCCCAAAUACCACACAGAGGAGCGCACCUUCAACACCGUCAAGAUCAAUCCUAACCUGACGUCUAAUGACAUGGUGCUGACCGUGGUGAAAGGAAUCAACCUGCCCACUCCUCCAGGAGUUUCAGCCAACGAUCUGGAUGCGAGUGUGCGCUUUGAGUUCCCGUUCCCCAGCGCGGAAGAAGCUCAGAGAGACAAAACCAGCACUGUGAGAAACACCAACUCUCCAGAGUUUAAGGAGCAGUUCAAGCUGAACAUCAAGCGAGAUCACAGAGGCUUUAAGAGAGUGGUACAGGCCAAAGGCAUCAAGCUUGAGGUCGUACACAAAGGCGGUCUCUUCAAGACAGAUAAAGUGGUGGGAAGUGCUCAGCUGAAGCUAGAAGCUCUUGAGAACCAGUGUGAGAUCAGAGAGAUCAUUGACGUGUUGGACGGGCGUAAGGCGACAGGAGGGAAGCUGGAGGUGCGAGUGAAGAUCCGCGAGCCGCUGUCUGGAGUUCAGCUGCAGCCGGUGACAGAGAAGUGGCUCGUCAUCGACCCACUCACACCUUCACCGGAGAAGGACCGAGAGCGGGAGAAAAGCAGGGAAAAGGAACGGGCUCCUUCUCCAAGAUCCAAACCCAGGAACGAUCACGACAGGAACUCUAAACCAAGCUCGCCUCCUCCGCAGUAUAAGCUGCACAGCUUCAGUCUGCUUCACCACGACAAAGAGAGACUGGAGUGGAAGAUCAACGAUUAUAAGAAGAACAGACGAGACCCGUCGGAGCUGAUCAAGCAGCACAUGGACGUCUGUCAGCGACUGCAGUGGCAGAAAUCAUACCUGGAGAAACAUCCGGCAGCACUGACAGAAUAUGAAAAUGUGCUGCGGAAGUUUGUUCACGGUCUGUCAGAUUCAGUCAAAAUGUUUUCCAGCCAAGGCAACAGGGAUGCAGCGAAAGACGCCCUCGGCCGACUGAAGAUGGUGGAGAACGAGUUUGAGUCGGUCAGGAAAAAACGGGCCGUCAGAGAGUGAAGAAACGCACUGUCUGCUGGAAAACUCUUCACACUUCUGAAAUCAUGAGAAUAGAAAUGAAUCUUGACAGAUAUAAAGGAGCUGCAGAGGGAAACGCAACAAAAACACUACACACAAACACACACACAUCCAAUUAAGCACCUUUUGCAUUGCUGCACUUCAUUACUCUGCGGUCUAGACCGUCAAAACAAUCCUCAAUUUGUCUUUUGUAAGGAGAGCCGUCUGAAUGUUUCGAGUGAGAUCAAACUCCUCUCACCUAAUGCAAAAAAAAAAAACCCCAUCAAACACUAAAGGGGGAAUCUCACAAAACCCAUCAAUUUAUUUAUUUAGCCCCCAAAAAGAGAGAGAUUAGAAAUUUUAGUUUUUAAUGUUUAGUUUAAUUUUAGUUUUAAUGACAAUUAAAAAUACACACAUUCUUAAUGUUUAUAUAAAUUAUAUAUUUAUAUAUAAAUACAUAAUAAAAAUAAAUAUUAAGAAUAAGUGGAUAUGUAUGUAUGUAUGUAUGUGUAUAUAUGUGUGUAUAUAUAUAUAUAUAUAUAUAUAUAUAUAUAUAUACACUUUUUGUGAAAUAUGACAUUAAUUUGUGAGAUUUCCCCAUGUAAUGCUUUGUGUGUGUGUAUAUAUAUAUAUAUAUAUAUAUAUAUAUAUAUAUAUAUAUAUAUAAAACAUAAACAAAAUGACGGUUAUCAGGGAACAGGAUUACAGUCGGUCAUUCAUUCCCUCUGACAGUUUCAUGCAUGUAUCUAGCACUACAAAAGCGAAAUGGUUCUUUUUAUUUUAACCCAGUUUUUGUCUCUUUUGUCUUCCAUCUCCUCCUAUCUGACAUGGCUCAGCCUAACCUCUCUUUCACAUAUAAAUGCUGUUAAUCUGCAGUCUUUACAGUAAUCUGUGUCCUCCAGUAUUCUCAGAUUAGGAUAAUGCCGCUGCAUGGCCGUGAUAUGGGAAUAAUCUCAGCACUCCAGGGAAGAUGUUCAAGUGUGUGUGAGUGUGUUAGAUGGAGGAGAUGUGGAUAAUAUCCCAUAAUCGUGGAUUAUCCGCACCCCGAUGCUUCGGGAGACAGGGUUGUGAGAGGAAAUGAAACGGGGCUCAUUGUGCGGGUGUUUCGGGUGGAGGACGGAGGACGGUGUCCAUGUGUGCCUGUGUGUGCCUUGGGUCUGUUUGGCUUGAUAAGAUGGAACGAGAGGUUAUGUAUCCGGGUGAUAAUGUGUGUGUUUGUGAUGUUGUGGUGUUGGAGAUGUGGUCAUUCAUAUGCUGAGAUCAGCAUGUUUUUAGGGAAGCUGUCACCUCUUUUUUUUUUUUUUUCCCAGUUGUCUGUUUCAGAGUCAAAGGGCAUCAACUUUAACCCCUGGCUGACACAGUCCGAACCCCUUGUUGUUUGUGUAGAGCAGAUCCACAUGUCCCAGUGUGUGUGCGUGUGCUACAGUCAAUCAUUAUAUCAACUGUUUGUUUGUUUGGUUGUUUUUUUUUAAAGAGCCAGACAUAAAGCUGCCGCGUUUCCAUGACAACCUCUUUAUUCGGCACGCCGUCGUCUUUUAGGAUGCUGUCUGAACCCAAUUACCCUUCAUGAUCCCCGUUCACUCCAGCGUGUACAGAUCAGGUUCAUUACAGUCUCCAUAUACUGAAGGCAAUCACUGCUAAUGUAUUAAUGUAUGUACUGAUGUUCUGACGAUGGGUCUAUUUUUUAAAAGCUGCAUUAAUUUGUUAAUGUGUCUACGGUGAAGGAUAUGAUAAUGUCUAAUGUAAUAAUUAAAAAGGAAAGUUGACCUAAAAA
Messenger RNA from Onychostoma macrolepis, 4902 nucleotides. RefSeq names its product coiled-coil and C2 domain containing 1A (gene cc2d1a). The transcript is spliced from 29 exons. NCBI's taxonomy places the organism in Eukaryota, Metazoa, Chordata, Actinopteri, Cypriniformes, Cyprinidae. Gene Ontology annotation, molecular function: RNA polymerase II cis-regulatory region sequence-specific DNA binding; DNA-binding transcription repressor activity, RNA polymerase II-specific. Gene Ontology annotation, cellular component: nucleus. Bases 162 to 3131 code for a protein of 989 amino acids. The record is from RefSeq and is a predicted model, not a curated record. Gene Ontology annotation, biological process: regulation of transcription by RNA polymerase II.